Messenger RNA from Indicator indicator, 3619 nucleotides. RefSeq names its product biliverdin reductase A (gene BLVRA). The transcript is spliced from 7 exons. Gene Ontology annotation, biological process: heme catabolic process. The record is from RefSeq and is a predicted model, not a curated record. The coding region runs from base 92 to 982 and encodes 296 amino acids. Lineage: Eukaryota; Metazoa; Chordata; Aves; Piciformes; Indicatoridae. Gene Ontology annotation, molecular function: biliverdin reductase [NAD(P)H] activity; zinc ion binding; nucleotide binding. Gene Ontology annotation, cellular component: cytoplasm.
GCUGCAGAGGGUUGUGUAAGGAGGAGCUGCAGGGAGCGAGGGGAAUUAAACACGAUCACGUUUCUCCUCUGUGAGCUAAAGAGAUAACAAAAUGUUUGGGACAGUGGUGGUUGGAGUUGGAAUUGCUGGCUUAGCACGAAUCCGAGACUUGAUGAAUCCAAUGCCUUCCAGCCCUUCUGAGCACCUGAAACUCCUUGGAUUUGUAUCCAGGAGAAGUUUUGGGAAUAUCAAUGAGGCCAAGCAGAUUAGCCUGGAAGAUGCCUUAAGAAGCAAAGAUAUCCAUGCAGCAUUCAUCAGCACAGAGAACAAAAGCCAUGAAGAAACCAUCAGAAUGUUUUUAGAAGCUGGGAAGCAUGUCCUGGUUGAGUACCCCAUGGCUUUGUCAGCUAAGGCGGCCCAUGAGCUCUGGGAGGUGGCAGAGCGGAAAGAUAGAGUACUCCACGUGGAGCACAUUGAGCUUCUGACUGAGGAGUACAAGCAGCUGAAAAAAGAAGUUGCUGGGAAAGACUUGGUGAAGGGAACAUUGCAUUUCACAGGUAACGUCCUCGAUGAAAACAAAGCAGGAUUCCCAGCUUUCAGUGGAAUAGCUCGACUGACCUGGUUGAUUGACCUCUUUGGAGACCUCACUGUUACCUCUGCCACCAGAGAAAAGCAGAAGGAUAAGAAUUAUUCCAGAAUGACUGUUCACUUUCAGACAGCAAACAAGAAACCUCUGACUUGGAUUGAAGAAAGAGGACCAGGGAUGAGACGUGAAAAGAAAAUCAACUUCUGUUUCACAAGUGGUUGCCUGGAGAACUUCCCUCAAGCCCCAAGAUCUGCUGUGGGACUUUUCAUGCAGGAUCAGAACCUCUUUGCCAAAAAACUGCUGGGCCAGGUAUCCAAGGAAGAGCUGGCUGCUGAGAAAUGGCGAAUUUUGCGGUGUCUUGACCUUGCUGAGGUGAUCCAACAGCACUGUGAACAGCCAGAGAAAAUCUGUUCCUGAGACUGUUCUUAGGGAAGGAGGAGAGGAGCAUGGCAGGCAAGAAAGCUGUAGGGCUAGAGCACACUGCUGCCAUCAAGCAGUUGCUAAUUUCUGUUUCGUUACCUUCUUUAUGACUAGUGAUUCCUAGGCUCUCUGAGUGGGCUGGAGAGCCUGGGCUAUACCCUGUGCCUUCUGGUUUGCACCAGAACAAAGCAACAUUACCCUGCUCAGAUGCAAUGCUGUCCUUUCGGGGGAGAUAGGAACCUGGCAGCAACAAGCUUUUUGGUGAUUCAGCUGGAAGUGUCCCACAUUGUAGAUCCUGGAGGACUCAAAUACUAGAUGUAAUUUUCCCUCCUCAUAAUUUUCCCUCCUCAUUUUUUUGUUGGUUUUUUUUUUCCCCCCUCUGGAUAGGUCUGAAAAUGAGAUGUGUCUCACUAGCAUUCAUGUAGUAUCAUCCAGAAAGCAGUAUUGGCUAAAAUGAAUUUCUAGGUGACUUUUCCACCUCUCUACUUGAUCUAUUGAACUUGUGCCACCACAGUCUUGACCUUUCCUCUAGAUGCCUUGAAUUGUUCUGUGUAUUUGUGCUAAUUAGUUGUUGUGCUUGUUUGGAGAGUGUUUAUUUGUGUGCUGUGGUUUGUGGGCUUGUUUGUUGUUUGUUUUGAAGGAGUGGGGUUGUUUGUUUUUUUAGGGUGUGUUGUUUGUUUUGGCUCUGUUGUUGUUGGUUUGGUUUGGGGUUCUUGUUGUUUUGUUUCCCUCCCACCCUGGAAAUCACAGAAUGGUGGGGAUUGGAAGGGACCUUUGGGGAUCAUCUAGUCCAAGCCACCUGCUAAGGCAGGGUCACCUAGAUCAGGUUGCACAGGAAUGCAUCCAGGUGGGUUCAUCUACCAUCAAAUAAAGUCUAUAUUGGUAUUGAACCAGAACAGGUGAAAUAUUUUGUCUCCUGAUAGAUGCCAUGUUGAGUUCACUCAAUUUCUCUGGUGCCCUGUGCCAACCCAGGAAUCUUUUUCCAGCAGAGAUUAGAACAGUACAUCAAACUAGUGCAUUGCCUGCCUGCUUUCUACUGAAUCUAAAUGUUUUUACCUUUUUUUUUCUUUACACUGGAAGCAGUAUGUUGCUGCCUUUCAUUUGUGUUCUGUAUCUAAUUCAGCAUAUGAAUGGAUCGCUGCUAAAAAUAACAUACAUCCUGCCUUUAAGAAAAAAAAAAACACCAACUAAUUCACUCCUGGAAACAGUGAAAUUCGUUAGAAAUAGUGAUAAAAUUAGACUAGAACUAUAGAAAAUGGAGCAGUUGGCAAUUACAGCCAUGCAGUUAUGGUAUAUGACACCUCUGCAGAUGGAUCUUUAGCAUCUUACAGUAGUCCCAGGGUCACAUCUGAAAACAUUAUAAUUUCCCUGAGGAAGCAUUUUAGUCUUAAGACAAACCUAAACAGUCCACAGAAGUAUAAACAGCUCUUCUGUUUGCCUUUUUGCUUUCUAGUUACAGCAUCUGUUGGUGCAGCAAACUUCAGUCUCUGCAGUUGUUCUUUCAAACACAGAACCGUCAUUUCUUUUUCAUAUUGCCACUUGAACACUUUAAUAAGAAAGCUUACAUGUUGUGAAUGUGUAUGUAAUUACAACCAGUUAAUAUGGAUGGGAAAAAAGUCUUCUUUUGAGUAAGUCAUGUUCAUUCAGAAGUUGGAUACAGUUCAGUUAGUUGGAACCAGGGAAGGAAAGACUCUUUUUUUUCCCAAAGCAAUCAGAUUUUAAGAGUAACUGGAGCUUGACAUGUGAAUGAAUUCUGUACAUGAAAUUAGUUUAAGUCUACUCUAUUAAAGUCAGUGAAAACUCUGCUAUUGACUUCAGCAGACUGAAGUCCACAUGGGUUGGCAGCAGAUUUGUGCAGGUAGAUCAUGCACUUCUCCACCCAAAUGGACACUUCACUGAGCACUCACAGGGACUUUCCCAACAUUGAUUGCCUGGGCACAUCUGAUGUUGUAUUGAGGGGGAAAAAAUGGGUUGGUGGCAAAAUGGAAAAAAUCCGUGUGGGAUCAGAAUGAAAUUAGAAUCUGCUGUGUGUGUGUGUGUGUGUGACAGUACACAAGAGUCCUGUUUCUUGACAAACUCCUCAGCUGUGAUAAUGGGAUAGAUACCACUUGUUUAUGUAAUAACAAUGGGUAGCUGGGGAGGGAGGGCAAAGGGAAGGGAUCAAAUCCUAUCACACUCCCCAUUGAUAGGCAUCCAAAUUAGCCACCACAUCUCCCUAGAUGCGUUCUGCAGUUGCUGUUGAGAGCAGUCUGCCUCUGACAAAUGGGGAACAGACUCACAGGAGCUCUGUAGAGCAGCAGUGUAACAUCCUGCAGUGAAUCACCCUCUGGAGAAGCUUGUUUCUGUAGAGAGCGCCUGGGGAAAUUAGCUGCUUAAUUGGAGCUAGGGAAGGCAGAUGCCUGGAGAUGGAUAUGCUGCACUCUCCUUCAUCCCCCUCCCAUUCCUCCCAGCUAACCUGCUUGCCUCCUGCUGUCUGCCCUGCUCCUGGGAGCCUGCAGCAUUCAGAUGACUUUUCCUUUUUGUUAUUUUUUUUUUUUUCCUGAGUACAACAGUGGUUUGUAUACCAGAGGUACUGGAUGUCAACCUUCAAACAUAUGUAUUGUUUAACUAGAUGUCAAACCCACCAAUAAAACA